Molecule: messenger RNA, 1214 nt
Organism: Scheffersomyces coipomensis
Lineage: Eukaryota; Fungi; Ascomycota; Pichiomycetes; Serinales; Debaryomycetaceae
Gene: TAF19
Product: Taf19p
Exons: 1
Coding region: 222-1031 (269 amino acids)
Biological process (GO): transcription by RNA polymerase II; RNA polymerase II preinitiation complex assembly
Cellular component (GO): transcription factor TFIID complex
Molecular function (GO): protein heterodimerization activity
Source: RefSeq, a predicted model, not a curated record
CUUUGUGAAUUGUGUUUUGAUCUAGUUAUUUAUGGUUUGUAGUUGUAAUUAAAGAAGUUGUAAUUGUUGAAUGUUAAUUGUUGCAAAUUUUAAUUCUAAUUUUGGGCCCAUGAGAGUUUUGGACCAGAAAAGAAAAAUUGUGCGUAAACAGAAAAAUCAAAAAACUAAACUUAAAUACUACGAUCAUACAACUAAUAUCGAAGAACACAACUAACAACAAGAUGUCACUGGUGGGAGAUACAACUGAAUCGGUGUCAUCUCAAUCAACCUCAGUAUCAACGAAAGUUGCCACCACCAUACAGAAUGCAAUUCUCACUCCAAGUUCACAAGCAUCAUCAUCAACAGCUAUAGCUACUGCUAGACCAACCACAUCAACUACCAUAGCAAGACCAUUAACAACUAUACAAUUACCCUUACCACCUAUAACGAAUAACUCCGGUAAGAAAAGAAGAAAGAAACAAAGAAUAUUCGCUAAGGAUAUUGAGAAUUUGUUAUAUUCCAUGGGUGAUAGACCUACUAGUACCGAUUUAACCGUUCAAGCAUUAGAAGAAAUUUUAAUUGAAUAUUUAACUGAUUUUAGUACUAAAUUAGUUGGAUUUGCUCGAACUCAAAAUCGAAAUAGAAUCAAACUUAAUGAUCUUAGUGUGAUUUUAAAAGAUGAUCCUGUGAAGUUAACUCGUUACCAUCAAAUUUCGGAACAAAGUUAUCGAAUUCUGAAAGCUAAGAAAAUGUUUGAAGAUAAAGGUGGGGAUGAAUAUGCCGAUGAUGAUGAUGAUGAUGACGAUGGUGAUGAUGAAGAUGGAGAGGGUGGUGAUGAUAACUUCGAUGGUCAAUAUAAAAAAGGAGGUCAAACUAAUGAUAAUAAUAAUGGUAAUGGUGGAUCUGUUGAACCAGCCAAGAGAAAGUAUACCAAAAAGAAUGGAGAAGAAAAGAAGUAUAAGAAAAAGACCGAUAAACCUCCUAAAAAGAAGAAGAGAAAGGUUACUGGAAAUGUCAUGUUCAAGACUGAUGAGUUGGAAGAUGAUGAUUAGUGUAUAAUCACUGUAAUAUAUAUCAUAUAUGUCAUGCUUAAUCAAAUUGUAGUUUGUUCCUUUAUUUCUUAUCUUGCCGUUCACGUGAUCAAUUUUUGGGCUCUUUUUUUUUUUCAGAGGGUGGUCAAAAAUUUGGAUCAGAAGACAACAGUUAAGGAAGAAGGAAGGAAACGUAUCACCAAA